Molecule: messenger RNA, 1064 nt
Organism: Glossina fuscipes
Lineage: Eukaryota; Metazoa; Arthropoda; Insecta; Diptera; Glossinidae
Gene: Taf11
Product: transcription initiation factor TFIID subunit 11
Exons: 4
Coding region: 101-697 (198 amino acids)
Biological process (GO): RNA polymerase II preinitiation complex assembly; transcription initiation at RNA polymerase II promoter
Cellular component (GO): nucleus; transcription factor TFIID complex
Molecular function (GO): transcription coactivator activity; protein heterodimerization activity
Source: RefSeq, a predicted model, not a curated record
GACAAGGAACGUGAGAGAAUUAAAAAUUCUAAACAAAACUUACAAAGCACAGAACACAAACAAUCAAAUAAAGACAAUUGCACCAAAAAAUAUCUAGGAAAUGGACGAUAUAUUAUUUCCAACACAAAAAUCAGAUGAUGUGGAUUACAAUUUUUUUGAUAUAAAUGACGCAAAUAAUAGCAACAGCAGUAAACUUCAAGAAGAUUCAGACAAAGAUAGAGAACUGGAAGAAUCCAAAAGUGACUUAGAGGAAAUCAAAGAUGAUGUAAAAAGUAAAAAACCUGAAAGCAAACCUGAAAGUGAAGAGCCGCCCGGGAAAAAGCUUAAAACCAAAAAAGAGAUGGAAGAGGAAGAAAGAGAAAAAAUGCAAGUUUUGGUGUCCAACUUUACUGAAGAGCAACUGGAUCGGUAUGAAAUGUACAGACGUUCCGCGUUUCCCAAAGCCGCAGUUAAACGUCUAAUGCAGACAAUAACUGGCUGUUCGGUGUCACAAAAUGUUGUCAUAGCGAUGUCGGGAAUUGCUAAAGUUUUCGUGGGAGAAGUUGUGGAAGAAGCUUUAGACGUUAUGGAGGAGAUGGGCGAUGCUGGCGCUUUACAACCAAAAUAUCUUCGUGAAGCUGUGCGACGUUUAAGGCAACGUCAGCGAAUGCCGAUAGGCAAAUUUCAAAAACCAGAAAAUUCACUUCGAUCGCCUUGAAACUCUCAAGAGAUAGCAAGAGACAAAAUCGAUAUUUUGAGUCCCAAGUUUAAUACCAAUAAGAGGUCAAGUUAAUAACGAAAAAUAACUUGUUCGAUUGUUAGUUCUUCCUUUCUGAAGAGUAAAAAAAAUGGAAAAUUUUAUAAAUGAAGCCCUAUUGCGCCUAGUAUAUAGGUGAAAUUUUCCAUAAAAAAAUUACGUAUUCUUCUGAACCAAUAUGGGGACCAGAUGACCCAACUAUAGAUGACAUAGUAGCUGACUUUGCUGUCAAUCUAGUCCGGACAACCCAAUAAUAGCUUGCUUCAAAGGCUCUCUCCCCCCUGCACGUACCAGGGAAAGACUCGCCCAAACUUAGAAAAAUGUCCAA